AUGGAUUGCAUCAAAUUUAUUGUAUAUAAUGUUUUGCUCAGUGCACUAUCGUUCCUUUGUGAAGCAAAAGGUAAGCCUUCGUUAGGCCUUGUUGGUAAUAGUACUGGUGUAACACGGUCAACAUCUGGAGGUACUGUUCUCGUUGGUGGUGGUACUGAUGUUGAUGCAGCUAUGCAAUGGAUGAUCAAUAAAUCAGGUUGUGGUGAUUUUGUAGUAAUAAGAGCAAGUGGUACUGAUGCAUACAAUAGUUACAUAUAUGAUUUAGGCUGCGCCAAUUCAGUUGAAACUCUACUAAUCAAUUCACCUACUUUAGCUAACGAUCCUGAAGUUGAUACAAAAAUUCGUGGAGCUGAAGCACUAUUUAUUGCUGGUGGUGAUCAAGCUGAUUAUGUUAACUAUUGGAAAGGUACUAAAGUACAAGAUGCUCUAAAUUAUUUACGAAAUGUCAAAAAAGUUCCGAUUGGAGGUACAUCAGCAGGAUGUGCUAUUCUUGGUCAAAGUUAUUUUUCAGCACUUAAGGGCUCAGUAACGUCCAGUCAAGCUCUCACCAAUCCUUACCAUACAUAUGUUACUUUAGGUUACAAUGAUUUUCUUUCUCUACCUUAUUUAUCAAAUGUUAUUACUGACAGUCAUUUUAGCAGUCGUGAUCGAACUGGUCGUCUUGUUACAUUUCUAGCACGUAUGAAUAAAGAAUAUGGAGUCGUAGGUCGUGGCAUUGGUGUUGAUGAAUCGACGGCUGUAUGUAUAGAAAACGAUGGUAAAAGUAAAGUUUUUGGCUCUGGUACUGCUUUUUUCUUAAGUCAAAAUGGUUCUCCUAACACGCCAGAAACUUGUGUUAGUGGUUCACCUCUUCAUUGGUAUCGUAAUCGACAAGCUGUAAUCGUAUAUAAAAUAGCCGGUAGUCAAUUGGGUUCUGGAAGUUUCGAUUUGACAACUUGGAGUCCAGUGAGUGGUGGUGUAUCUCAAUAUUACUAUGUAGAUCAUGGUACCCUUGGUAUUUCUUAG
Messenger RNA from Rotaria sordida, 1005 nucleotides. The record is from the annotation of a GenBank genome assembly. Lineage: Eukaryota; Metazoa; Rotifera; Eurotatoria; Philodinida; Philodinidae.